This is a messenger RNA of Strongylocentrotus purpuratus (purple sea urchin), 1589 nucleotides long. Its product is annotated as activated RNA polymerase II transcriptional coactivator p15-like. Bases 974 to 1498 code for a protein of 174 amino acids. The record is from RefSeq and is a predicted model, not a curated record. The transcript has 2 exons. NCBI's taxonomy places the organism in Eukaryota, Metazoa, Echinodermata, Echinoidea, Camarodonta, Strongylocentrotidae. Gene Ontology annotation, cellular component: transcription regulator complex; nucleus. Gene Ontology annotation, molecular function: transcription coactivator activity; DNA binding. Gene Ontology annotation, biological process: positive regulation of transcription initiation by RNA polymerase II.
CUGUAUAGGGCCUUUGAGGGAGUUUUUAAUCCGGGGGGUAUUAAUCCCUUUUAAUCCUUAAUCCUUUUUAAUGACUUCCAUAAAACAAUAGGGAAGAGGAAAUGAAAUUUAACGAGGUAUUUCCGGUCAGGAAGUGUGUUAAUUAAUGCAGGUAUUUCCUGUCAGGAUGUGUGUGAAUUAAUGCAGGUAGUUUUUUCAUGGGAAAGGGGGGCAUCUGGGUCAUAAAACUUGAAUUAUGAGGGUCUUUCCUCUGGAGGAAGUGUUUACAUCAUGAGUCAUCAUCAUGGGAGAGGUCUGGGGAUGGACGUGUUACUGGUAGGACGGGCAAUGACCAAAUGACCAAAACAAUGGGCCUGUGCCAGUUAUGUUGUUUGUACGCAGGUACGUAUCCGAGCAAUGAGAAUGCGAGGAUCCUUCUUGUUGGAGUGACGUCACCAUUGUGCGUGCUUGUGAUUGGAUGAGGGAAAAGGAAGGGGUGACUGAGAGGGCGUAACCUAAGGGGUGAGGUAAGGUAUAAACGUCGGAGGAUUCGCACCAUUUUAUAUCAUAGACAUCAGCGCUAAAUUAGUGAAUCAUGCAUGAGCCAUUCAUAGCUAAUUAGCAUUAAUUAAAAGAACAAUAGACUAAUUAAGAGCUCCUUCCCCCAUUUCCAUCUUGAAUUAGCAAUUUUUCCUCUUUGAUUGUCAGAAGAGCGGAAGUUUUCAGACGCUGCGAAUGGAUGAUUUUAAUUAAUCGUCUUGCUUUUGAUUGGUGAAAGAAGACCCAUGCUUGGUGGUGAUUGGGCAACUAAUUAAAGGAGUGCGUUGUGAUUGGUCGUGGGGUGUGGUGCAUUGAGACGUGUAGUGAAGAGACUAAAUAUACACCAGGGUGGUGUUGAGAUAAGGUAUCACAUUCAGCACUGAGCUACAAUUCGUUCUUUGAAAGCAUCUCUAUAGCAUAUACCACACGUAGGUCUAACUCUUCAUAUAUAACCAUGAUGGCCACUCGCUCACCGAAAAAGUCUACCACUACAACAGCCACCAUCCACAACACUGUGUUAAACACGCCUAAGGUCAAGAUACCAGAGAACAACGCCACCAAUGUCUUACAUCGGGCCAGUUUUUCAAUGUCUCCGGUGGAGCAGAAGAAGCUCAAACCAGCAACCCCUCCUGAAAUCUUGGCAAUGAGGGCACAAGGUGACAGAAAAUGUGUAAGUUGGAUUACGGGUAAGGAAGAGGCGGGGUGUCAUUUUAGUCAGGAGAUAAUUAACGUGGAAAAAUGUAAAUUUGAAGCAGGUUCGAAACCAUUUCAUUUGGGUGGGAAGCGUUUUGCUGUAGUCAAGAAAUUCAGGGGAGUCCCAUACGUGAACAUUCGAGAAUACUACAACACGAAAGGUACUAACAGGAUGCUCCCGGGGCAGAAGGGUAUCAAUUUAACGGGAGAAAAUUGGUGGAAAUUGGUCGAGGCCAAAUUUGAAAUCAGCGAUGCUGUCAGAGAUUUGAGUAACGUGAAGAAAUAGUUUUACAACUUGAUGUUUUUGUUUGCGGUUUUGGUUUUUUGAUAAUACAACAUAUAAACAAAAAGGAAGAAUAAAAAAGAAAUUAAAAAAA